AUGGAGUUCCCCGACGACUUCCUAUUGGCCGAGCUGGGCCACCUGCAGCUCUACAACGACUCGCUAUUCCAGAACAACUUCACCGGUAGCUACAACGAGACCGACGCCUUACUGCCAACGGGGGUGAAGGUCACCAUUGUGGUUGUCUAUAUGAUCGUCUGCGUCAUCGGCCUUGUGGGAAACUUCCUGGUCAUGUAUGUCAUCAUAAGAUACACCAAGAUGAAAACGGCCACUAACAUCUACAUCUUCAACCUGGCUCUGGCAGACUCUUUGUUCCUGGCUACUUUACCUUUCCAGGGCACUGACGUGUUUCUGGGCUUCUGGCCAUUCGGGAACGCUCUGUGCAAGGCGGUGGUGUCGAUUGACUACUACAACAUGUUCACCAGCACCUUCACCCUGACAGUGAUGAGUAUGGACAGGUACGUGGCCGUCUGCCACCCUGUCAAAGCCCUGGACAUGAGGACACCUCACAAGGCCAAGGUGGUCAACAUCUGUGUGUGGGUGUUGGCUUCGGCCUUUGGCGUUCCGGCCAUGGUCAUGGGAAAUGUAGAGGAAGAACAAGAGCAUAACAGUGUCGAGUGCAUUGUGGUUUUACCCGAACCAAGGAGUCACUGGGAUCCUGUAUUCGGCACCUGCGUCUUCCUCUUCUCCUUCCUCAUCCCUGUGGCUAUAAUCAGCAUCUGCUACAGCUUGAUGGUCAAGCGCCUGCGCAGCGUUCGCAUCCUGUCCGGCUCCAAGGAAAAAGACCGCAAUCUGCGGCGUAUCACCAGGAUGGUCCUGGUGGUAGUGGCAGCAUUCGUUGUCUGUUGGACGCCCAUCCAGAUCAUGGUCCUGGCUCAGUCGCUGGGCUUCAACCUGAGCAGCUUGUUCACAUUGGUCCUGAUGCACUUCUGCAUCGCGCUGGGCUAUGUCAACAGCAGCUUGAACCCUGUGCUCUACGCCUUCCUGGACGAGAACUUCAAGCGCUGCUUCCGCGAGUUCUGCCACCCAUCGCCGUUCCGCCUCGACACCCAGCAGUCAGGCAGGAUGAGGAGCAUUGCCAGGGAGGUAGCGGCGGCCUACAGCUGCAAGGCUGGAGAUGGCGGGGGGCCUGGGGGAGGGACACCUAAUCCAGCAUGA
Molecule: messenger RNA, 1119 nt
Organism: Seriola dumerili (greater amberjack)
Lineage: Eukaryota; Metazoa; Chordata; Actinopteri; Carangiformes; Carangidae
Gene: oprl1
Product: delta-type opioid receptor-like
Exons: 5
Coding region: 1-1119 (372 amino acids)
Biological process (GO): sensory perception of pain; neuropeptide signaling pathway
Cellular component (GO): membrane; neuron projection
Molecular function (GO): neuropeptide binding; nociceptin receptor activity
Source: RefSeq, a predicted model, not a curated record